Molecule: messenger RNA, 624 nt
Organism: Spodoptera exigua (beet armyworm)
Lineage: Eukaryota; Metazoa; Arthropoda; Insecta; Lepidoptera; Noctuidae
Source: the annotation of a GenBank genome assembly
UUAAAUUUAACUGUAAAUAGCAAGAUGCAGUCCUCGGUAGCAAUUCUGUUGGCCCUAGCGGUGGCCGCCUCUGGGAGGCAUAUUACUCUUGAGGAUGUUAUUGAAUUAGAAAAUAACACUCCCUACGAUUACAUCAAGAGCUUACCGCUGAUCCAGGAAGUCUUUAUAGAAGAAAAAAAUGAGAAAAACCCAUCCAGAAUAGUUGGCGGUUCAUUUGCAGCACUUGGACAAUUUCCGUAUCAAGCUGGACUUUUAAUCCAUUUACCAUUUGGAACUUCUAUUGCGAGUGCAAUCUUAAUCUCCAAUAAUAAAAUACUAACUGCUGCACACAACUUAAACGAUGGCGUAUCAAAUGUGCCAAGUGUGACUGUGGUCCUUGGAACAAACACUCUAAUGUCUGGUGGUGUGAGACAGACCACUAGCAACUAUGUUUUGCACGAAAAUUAUGACAUUUCCCUGUUAAGAAGUGACAUUGCUAUCAUCAAUUUACCAUCUCCAGUUGCGUUUUCAAGCUUCAUCGCUCCUAUCGCCCUGCCAUCUGGAUCUCAACUUGUAGAAAAUUUCGCUGGUGACGUCGCCAUUGCAUCUGGUUUUGGAAUCAAUCCUGCAAGUACGGAAAUUUAA